AUGAACAAAAUUGGCAAUGAUACCGCUUUCGUUGAGGAGGUGCUGGGUGAUCUAAUCAAGGUGGACGAUUUCACCGAAAAGCUGCUGAACAUUAGUCAAACUGUUCGGAAGGAGGGCCAGGCGGCCGAACAUGCACUGGGAAUCUUUCGCUCCGACUACAUAAUCGACUCUCACAAUGUGAUGAAGCAAGUUGAAGUGAACGCCAUCUCCGUCAGCUUUGCCGGUCUGGCGCCCAGUGUGGCCGACUUUCACCGGUACACACUGCAAAACUUCCAAAACCUGCCUUCCAGUGUCAUUGAGCAGAUGCUGCCAGAGAACUCUUCGCUUAAAGACGUGGCGCAGGCUUUAGUGGACGCCCAUGCUGUCUAUGGAAAGGCUGAGGCGGCCAUUCUGGUGGUAGUCGAAGAGGAGGUAGUCAACAUUAUGGACCAGAAGCUGAUUGAGUGGACGGUCAAGAAGGCGAACAGCGACAUCAAGCUGUUCCGCCGUACAUUCCACCAGCUGGACGCUGCCACCUGUCUGGGACCAAACAAAGAGCUUCUACUUAGAGUACAGGGGCACCUGAACACCGUUGAAACGGUCGAACUGGCGGUGGUGUACUUUCGCACCGCUUACGCUCCGGCCGAUUUUGUCUAUGAAAACGCCUGGAGUGUGCGCCUACUGCUGGAGCGCUCCAAAGCGAUCAAAUGUCCGGCGAUUCACUUUCAACUGGCUGGCGUGAAGAAGUUCCAGUCAGUUCUCUGCAGCCAGGACAUUCUGGCGCGCUACAUUGAACCAUCCGAGCCGGCCAUGGUGGCCAAAGUGUGGAACACCUUUGCCCAGUUUUAUCCCGCCAACCAGUCCUCGCUGGCACUGGCCACCGCCAGUCCGUCCGCCUACGUGCUGAAGCCGAACCGAGAGGGCGGCGGCAAUAACUACUUUGACGCGGAGAUACCGGAAAUGCUGCAGAGCAUCGUCGGCACCGAACAGGAGGACGCCUACACGCUGAUGGAGUACAUCAACCAGCCGCCGAUGAGUGGGCUCAUCCUGCGGCCUGAUGUGCCGCUUGAGGCACAGCACCAGGCGGGGGCGCAGAUCAAGACCGAGCUGGGCGUCUACGGCACUAUUCUCAGCAGUAACAGUACCUCGGGCGGUGGUGGGGUAGUGGUCUUCAACCGCAAUGCAGGCCACCUGCUGCGUGCCAAGGCGGCCACCAGCAAUGAGACGGGCAUCAUGGCCGGUGCCGGCGCCAUUGACUCGCCUUGGCUGGUGGACAACUGA
Messenger RNA from Rhagoletis zephyria (snowberry fruit fly), 1260 nucleotides. NCBI's taxonomy places the organism in Eukaryota, Metazoa, Arthropoda, Insecta, Diptera, Tephritidae. The record is from RefSeq and is a predicted model, not a curated record.